Molecule: messenger RNA, 3086 nt
Organism: Lutra lutra (Eurasian river otter)
Lineage: Eukaryota; Metazoa; Chordata; Mammalia; Carnivora; Mustelidae
Gene: CDC42EP4
Product: CDC42 effector protein 4
Exons: 2
Coding region: 512-1582 (356 amino acids)
Source: RefSeq, a predicted model, not a curated record
CGUGGGUGCCGGGCCGGGAGGCAGGGGUCCGGGAAUAUUGGUUCCUGGACACCGCCGGGGCUCCCCGGGACCCCAGCGCCCCAGCUCCCGGCCGGCCUCCCCACAGGGAGCUCGGACGGUCUCACACCGGCAGAUUUGAACCGAGGAGGCCAAGCGGCCGGGCGGGGGUUCGCAGCCGCCAUUGGCUGCGGCGGCGCCGUGACUUCAGCGCGGAGGGCGCGGGCGGGAGGGCGCGGGAGGAGCCUGGAAGGGGAGUGUCCGGGAGGCUCGCCGCCCAGAAAGCCCGAGAGCCAGAGGGAAACCGACGCCGGCGCUGACAUGGGCCUCCAGCCCCGGUGCCGCUCGGAGCCCACGGAGGGGACAGCGCAGCCACGCCGGCCCGGCGCUCGCGUCUCUGGGGACCCAGCCCUAUGAUCUCCUCCACGUCACCCCGUCUACCCGCCGGACUUGAGAUCUGACCCCCAGCCGCCUGCUGUGCCCCCGGGAGCUCCCCCGUCAUCCCCCGAGCAAGAUGCCUAUCCUCAAGCAGCUCGUGUCCAGCUCGGUGCACUCCAAGCGCCGCUCCCGCGUGGACCUCACAGCCGAGAUGAUCAGCGCCCCCCUGGGCGACUUCCGGCACACCAUGCACGUGGGCCGGGCCGGGGACGCCUUCGGGGACACCUCCUUCCUCAACAGCAAGGCCGGAGAGCUGGACGGUGAGUCCCUGGACGAGCAGGCCGCCUCCUCGUCCUCCAAACGCAGCCUCCUGUCCCGCAAGUUCCGGGGCAGCAAGCGGUCGCAGUCGGUGACCAGGGGGGACCGGGAGCAGAGGGACAUGCUGGGCUCCCUGCGGGACUCCGCUCUGUUCGUCAAGAAUGCCAUGUCCCUGCCCCAGCUGAACGAGAAGGAGGCGGCCGAGAAGGGCUCUGGCAAGCUGCCCAAGAGCCUGUCGUCCAGCCCCGUGAAGAAGGCGAGCUCCGGGGAGGGCGGCCAGGAGGAAGUGGGCGAGGGGGAGCUUGGGCCCCGGCGGAACGGGGCGGCCGCCCCCCACUCCCCGGACCCCCUCCUGGACGAGCAGGCCUUCGGGGACCUGACAGAGCUGCCCAUCGUGCCCAAGGCUGGCUUGGGGCUCAAGCACGCCGAGUCCAUCAUGUCCUUCCACAUUGACCUGGGACCCUCCAUGCUGGGCGACGUCCUCAGCAUCAUGGACAAAGAGGAGUGGGAACAGGAGGAGGAGGAUGGCGGUUACCAUGACGACGGGGACGCAGCACCACACAGCACCCUGCAGGCUCCCCUGACUGCGGUGGCAGCAGGGGCGGCGGUGGCGGCGGGCCCUCCAAGGGCCAGGCAGGAGGGCGCGGCCGGCCCAGACCUGCCCCAGGACGAGGGGUGGGCAGCGGCCCCCAGCCCCAGCUCGGCCCGCAGUGAAGGCAGCCACACCACACGGGACAGCAGCUCCCUGUCCAGCUGCACCUCGGGCGUCCUGGACGAGCGCAGCCCAGUCCCCCGGGGCCCCGACAGGGCCCGGGCCCCGCUGUCCCGGCAGCCCGACAAGGAGUUCUCCUUCAUGGACGAGGAGGAGGAUGAGGAGAUCCGAGUGUGAGGGGCUCCCGGCCUCCCUGCCCCCAAGCCACCACCCCCCUUCCCUGCCCCGUCCCCUGUGCAGGGCAGCCAAGAGCCCGACUUAGGUCGCAGACCCCGGACCUCCCGGACGAGAGGUGCUGGUGGGGGCCGUGGGGAGCUGGCCAGGGCUGCAGGGAGCACCCAGCCCUUCUGAGCACUGUGGGACAGGCGGGGGCUGACAGAAGGAACUGGCUGUCCCUUUCCUCUCCUCGCAUUCCUCCUGUGACCUGUGGCUUGUGGCAGGAGGAAUGGUGGUCCCAGGCCCCCAGCACCCCGCUGUCCCUCAUCCCAGGUUCAUGCACCACAAGCCUGGAGCCCCUCGGAGCAAAGCCGGACCGAAUGUGUGCACUAAACGCAGCCCCUUCUAGGGGAAGAGAACAGGAUGGGGAACGAAAAGGAGAACUCAGGCUUCUGGAAUUUUCUAGAAGGGGCUCUUCCAGGAAGACACUAGAAAUAGGUUGGGCACUGGCUUCAACAUUGAUUUGUUUGUUCUUGUCACGUUUAAAUCCUUCCAGAGUGGUAUCUGGAACAAUGUUGUUGUUAGGUCUGCUGCCAGAAGGAAAAUCAAAUCCUUUUAAAGAAAACCUUUAUACUAAGUGCUUCCAAACUUUAUUUAGAACCUGUGGGGCGGGUGUCCGCACUCUUCUGUCCCUCCUCCUGCCCCAUAGCUAUUAACAGUUGAAGGCAGCCAGUAUAGAAAGUUCCUGGAAAAUGACUUUUUAAAAACUAAUAUAUCAUUCCUAUGGAGGGAUAAAAGCUUUUUUGACUGGAUCUCCCCCCCACACACACACACACUACUUCCCCUUCCUUCAGGCCUUUGUGCCGGCAGAAACCCUCCCCCACUUUGGAGGGCCCUAAGGGUGUAUAGAGUUGCCAGAUGUAGCAACAGAACAAAACUAGAAUGCUGAGAUAAAUUAGAACAUCAGGCAUACAAAGGAAAAUUUUUUAGUAUAAGUAUGCCCCCUCUGUGUUUGAUACAUACUUACGCUAAAGAAAAAGACUAUUUGUUCUUUUGAAAUUCAAAUUUCUCUCUGGUCCUCAUCACCCUGCCCCAGGGAAUCCAGUGGGAGCUUGGGUGUAAGGCCCAGGGUUAAUGGGUGAUUUUCCGGUCCUGGGAACAAGCUAACCUACCCUCUCCUGUCCCCUCCCAGCUGGUGUGGGGAGGGGGACCGACAGACGUACCACAGGACCCAGCCUGGGGCCAGCGGGCGUAGCUGCUCUAGUCUUCCGUGUUUUGUCAGAUCCUGAUCCAGACACUAACUUAAAUUCCUGAUUUCCGGGCCCCGUCGGUGCUGUUUCCAGUAGCGUGGCUCCCACUAGGGGAGGAAUCAGAAGGGGCUGUGCGGCCCCUGCCAGCUACCCCUCGAAACCCAUCCAGACUCAGCGGUCAGCUCCAGAUUCUAAACUGUAUAUUUUUUUUCAUGGUAUUGUUAAAACAGUGAGGAAACAUUAAAAAAAAAAAAAAAAAAGAAAGCCCUUAGGCA